CUUCUCCCUCCCUCCCCUUUACCCGUGCUCUCGCUCUCGCUCUCGUGGGCGGUAUCAUGUCGGGAAUUUUCCGAUGGAAGAAGCUGAGAGAGCCUGCGACGCGCGCCGCCGCCGCUGCCGCCGCAUCAGCCCACCGCCGUCCGAUCUUCACCAACUCCGCCGCCUCACUCCGGCUGCCACCAUCGCCGCCCCCCCGGCUCCCCCAUAGGCAGGAGCGCCACAAGUGGGCCGGUGGCGCCGACGAGUUCCACACCCGCCGCAUCCGCGCUGAGGCCAACUGCCCCCGCUGCUCCAAGCACAUGGACAUCCUGUUCUCCAACCGCUCCCCCCCCUCCAUCGCAGGCGCCGGUGAUCGAGGCGGCUACCAGGCCCUCAACAUGUGCCCCAGCUGCAAGACCGCCUACUACUUCCGCCCCCACAAGCUCGUCCCUCUCCAGGGUACCUUCGUCGAGAUCGGCCGCGUGCGGGGCCCCGACCCCGAGAGGGAGAGGCUUUCCGGCACCGGAGAGGACGGGGAGCAAGGGAAUCGCUUAAAGACCUCGUUUUGGGAGGCGCUGCGGUCUUCGUAUGGCGGGGAGCCGCCGGAGAACUGGCCGCCCAUGCCAGGCCUCCCGGAGGGUAAUGGAUUGGCAGUGCACACGCCGCCCGGGCCGCCGUUCCCGCCAAAUUUGAACGUCGUGAGGGUGGCUGGGCCUGGUGGGGGCGGGGGAGGAGGGGAGACCGGUGGUGGUGCUGGAUUCAGGGGAAAAGAGGGGUGGGGCGGGUCUAAUUUGGGAAAGGAUUUGCCCACCCCCAAGGAGAUUUGCAAGGGGCUCGAUAAGUACGUGAUCGGACAGGAUCGUGCUAAAAAGGUGCUAUCUGUUGCUGUGUACAACCACUAUAAGAGAAUCUAUCAUGCAUCUUUGCAGAAAGGAUCUGGAGCUGAUUCGACGAACUUUGAGGCUGAAAAUGAUGACGACGAUAAUGUAGAGUUAGACAAAAGCAAUGUGCUUUUGAUGGGCCCUACUGGCUCAGGGAAGACAUUACUUGCAAAGACAUUAGCUCGCUUUGUGCAUGUGCCAUUUGUUAUUGCAGAUGCAACAACACUGACACAGGCAGGCUAUGUUGGAGAGGAUGUUGAGUCAAUAUUAUACAAGUUGCUUACGGUUGCUGACUUCAAUGUGCAAGCAGCUCAGCAAGGCAUAGUAUACAUUGAUGAAGUUGAUAAAAUAACUAAGAAGGCUGAGAGCCUAAAUAUCAGCAGAGAUGUAUCUGGUGAAGGUGUUCAGCAGGCAUUACUGAAAAUGCUAGAAGGAACUAUAGUCAAUGUUCCAGAGAAGGGAGCUCGAAAACACCCUCGUGGUGACAAUAUACAGAUAGACACUAAAGAUAUUCUUUUUAUAUGUGGUGGAGCUUUUGUUGAUUUGGAAAAGACAAUUUCGGAAAGACGACAAGAUUCUUCUAUAGGUUUUGGAGCACCAGUACGUGCAAACAUGAGAACUGGUGGGUUAACAAAUGCUGUCGUGACAUCAUCCUUGUUGGAAUCGGUUGAAAGUAGUGAUCUUAUAGCAUACGGCCUCAUUCCGGAAUUUAUUGGACGCUUUCCAGUACUGGUUAGUUUGUUGGCGCUGAAUGAGGACCAACUUGUUCAGGUCUUGAUGGAGCCAAAGAAUGCCCUUGGUAAACAAUUCAAGAAAUUAUUUAGCAUGAACAAUGUUAAGCUACAUUUUACAGACCCUGCACUUAGACUGAUUGCUAAAAAAGCUAUGUCAAAGAAUACUGGUGCUCGAGGUUUAAGAGCAAUAUUGGAAAAUAUUCUUACAGAUGCCAUGUAUGAGAUCCCAGAUGUAAAGACGAGUGAUGGGCAAAUAGAUGCAGUUGUGGUGGAUGAAGAGGCCGUUGGCUCUAUCGACAGAUCAGGUUGCGGAGCUAAAAUUCUUUGCGGCGAGGGAGCUUUGGAACGGUACCUUAAAGAAAACAAAACAAAGGAUCGAGAGGCAAUUGUUGAUGGGUCUGAGGGUGAUUUGGAAGGAGAAUCUGAACUCUCAUCUAGAGCCAUGAGCUUGUAAUUUUAGAAGCCUACAAGUAUUGUAAAUUUCCAUUUGUAUUGAUGUAAUUAUUAUGUAUACAAAAUUUACUUUUCAGUUAGUGAUAUUCCAUGCUAAUUCGAGCAUCACUUAACGUUUGUCCAA
Elaeis guineensis (African oil palm) is the source of this 2171-nucleotide messenger RNA. RefSeq names its product CLP protease regulatory subunit CLPX3, mitochondrial. Gene Ontology annotation, biological process: protein folding. Gene Ontology annotation, molecular function: ATP hydrolysis activity; ATP binding; ATP-dependent protein folding chaperone. NCBI's taxonomy places the organism in Eukaryota, Viridiplantae, Streptophyta, Magnoliopsida, Arecales, Arecaceae. The record is from RefSeq and is a predicted model, not a curated record. Gene Ontology annotation, cellular component: mitochondrial matrix.